UAAUUUAUUUGAAAUUUUGAAUUUUGCAGCAUGUAGUGUUUUAAAAAUUCCAUCCUAUUUUUAUAUAUAAACUUACUUCCUCCCCCUUCUCCAUUUCUUGUGUUCUAUCUAGGAGGCUUUUGCUGCUCAGUUUCAUUUCACUAUCUCAUAAAAGUUCUUUUGAAGUUUUUAUUUCUCUUUCUAAAAACAAUCCUCUUGUUUCAGGUUUUCAAAGAAUUGUCCUCUUUGUUGGAUCAUUACAAUCUAGAAAAGAAAAUUCUGAGCUAUGUAGUUCUAGAAAAUGAGACAUUAGUUCAGAAGAAGACAGCAGACUCUCUUGUGAAUACAUUUGGCUAUUCACCAUGAGAUUAGGGAAGCCUAAAGGGGAUGUUACUCGGAGUUCAAGCCAAGGAAAAGCCUGUGAGAACAAGCGCAAAACAGGCCGGCAGCAGCAGAAAUGGGGAAUGACUGUUCGAUUCGACUCAGGCUUGAGUAGACUGAGAAGAAGCUUGGAUGAGAAACCCUACAAAUGUAUUGAAUGUGAAAAGAGUUUCAGUCAGAGUUCAACUCUUUUUCAGCACCAGAAGAUUCAUACUGGAAAGAAGUCCCAUAAAUGUGCUGAUUGUGGGAAAAGUUUCUUUCAGAGUUCUAAUCUCAUUCAGCAUCGACGGAUCCAUACUGGGGAAAAGCCCUAUAAAUGUGAUGAAUGUGGAGAAAGGUUUAAACAGAGUUCAAAUCUCAUUCAGCACCAGAGAAUUCAUACUGGAGAAAAACCCUAUCAGUGUGAUGAAUGUGGCCGAUGUUUCAGCCAGAGUUCCCACCUUAUUCAACAUCAGAGAACCCACACAGGGGAAAAACCCUACCAGUGCAGUGAAUGUGGCAAAUGCUUCAGCCAGAGCUCUCAUCUGAGGCAGCACGUGAAGGUACACAAAGAAGAGAAGCCCCGUAAAACCCGCGGUAAAAAUAUCAGGGCAAAAAGGCAUUUAGUGUCCUCUUGGAAAGCUGGUGCAGGAAGGAAGUCAGUGGCUGGUCUUCGCUAAGUAAAGGGCACUGCCUCAGCCUUCUUAAAAAAAAAUAAGUAAAAAAAAAAAGCUAUCUCUUUUAGAACUGGAGAUGCUUUAUAGUAGAGCGCUUAAGGACUAGAUUUUCUGGCAUGGAGACAUUGGGAAGGUUAAUGACAUUAUUUGGCUGAGAGAAACUACAUGAGUCCAACUACCCUCAUUUCUUUUUUAUGUGACAUGGAGCACAAAGAAUUGAAAAUAUGUUUUGAGAGAAUUUAAGAUUCUUGACCUCAGUUGAAAUUGCUUCUAUAUCAUUUUGACAAAAAGCAUCAUGUUUUGAUGACAUUUGUGAAAUUAUAGGUAUGCCAAUGAUUACUCAGUUUUAGGACUUUCUGUGGAAGGAA
This is a messenger RNA of Galeopterus variegatus (Sunda flying lemur), 1384 nucleotides long. It is a transcript of the gene ZNF22, whose product is annotated as zinc finger protein 22. Lineage: Eukaryota; Metazoa; Chordata; Mammalia; Dermoptera; Cynocephalidae. The record is from RefSeq and is a predicted model, not a curated record. The transcript has 2 exons. The coding region runs from base 342 to 1019 and encodes 225 amino acids.